Anopheles funestus (African malaria mosquito) is the source of this 1626-nucleotide messenger RNA. Its product is annotated as mediator of RNA polymerase II transcription subunit 15-like. NCBI's taxonomy places the organism in Eukaryota, Metazoa, Arthropoda, Insecta, Diptera, Culicidae. The record is from RefSeq and is a predicted model, not a curated record. The coding region runs from base 1 to 1626 and encodes 541 amino acids. The transcript has a single exon. Gene Ontology annotation, molecular function: zinc ion binding; nucleic acid binding.
AUGGAAACGCGGCUGAGAGGACGAACGUUAUCGGUCGAAGAGCGUCCUACCGUCGUUACAAAGAAGCCGUUGGGUGAGAAGAAACUCGCGACCAUCGCCGAGGAACCGGCAUCGGCAGGAGUGCCAGCGCGGACCAUGGCGACGGGAGGAGGUAAAUCGGCGGGAGCAGCGACGAAGCCGGCAUCUUCCACCGGGGUUUCCACCGGGGAAGUGCGCCGGAUGCUGGCGGAUGCGAAGGCGGAUAACGAAAUGACGAUCGGUAUUGUCAAACGACUGGAGGAACAGAUUCAGAUGCUGCGCCUUCAAAUUGAGGCCUCCAACGAACAACUGAAGGAGGCGCGACAGGAGGCGAAGGAGGCGCGAGAAGAGGCUCGGGCGCGCGAGGCGGAAUACCGUGAAGAGGCUCGGGCACGCGAGGCGGAACACCGUGAAGAGCUCCGGAAGGAGAAGGAGCUCUUUAACGCUCUUUUGGCGCAAACCCUGGGGGGAACAGGCGCAGCUCGGCCAGAGAGCCAGCAGGAGCUGCAGCGUGAGCAGGAGCUGAUGCGGAGGCUGGAAAGCCAGCAACGGCAGGAACAGCGGCAGCAGCUGGAGGAACAGCAGCGCCAACGGUGGCGUAAGCAGCAGCCGCAGCAACAACAACAGCAGCGGCCAGCUGUGCAGGAGUGGCCGACGGUCCAGCAGAGCGGGCAUGUCCAGCGUCGGAGCGUGGUGAAAUCGACACCCCCGGCGGUGCUAGAAGAGCCGGGAGAGUGGGUGGAGGUCGUUCGCGGCAACUGCCGUAAUAACAAGCGGAAUGGAGCGAAUCUGCCCCGGCAGCCAGCCCGGCAGCCAGCCCAGCAGCAGCCAGCACACCGGCAGUAUCAGCAGUGGGCGUACCAGCGAGGGGGUCAGCAGCAGCAGCGGUUGGAGAUACACCAGCAAGAGAAGCGGCGUCCGCGACGGAAGCGUCCGGACGAGAUCAUCGUGGUGCCCGCCCCGGGAGUAUCGUAUAAAGACAUGUAUGUAAAGCUCCGGAGCAGCCCGCGGAUUGCAGACUUCCAGCGGCAAAUAGGUGUCGGCAGAAGAACGCCGAAGGACCACCUCCUGCUGCCUUUGUCCCGUGAUGUAGACAGCGCGGCACUAAGAGAUAUCAUUGAGGAGGUGAUCGGAGAUAGCGGAUCCGUCACAGUCAAGACGGAAAUGGCUGAGGUCGUCAUGACGGGCAUCGAUAAUAUGAUUGAUGAGGAGGCAAUCAAGAAGGCGCUCAGGACCUCGCUAGGUAAGCAGUCAUUGGUGGCCAACGUCAAUCUCUGGGAGCGCCGAGAUAUGACAAAGCGGGCUCGAGUGCGCCUUCCGCGAGCAGAGGCUGAGCUCGUCAAAGAUCGCCGCCUGGAGCUGGGUUAUACAUAUUGUGUGGUGCACGAGGCCCCCAAAGUAUCGGGUCAUCUGACUCGGUGCUUCCGGUGUUUGGAGCGGGGACAUAUCGCCGCUACGUGCACGGGAGAGGACCGGUCAAAGCGCUGCUUGCGGUGCGGUGACCACACACACAAGGCGUCGGUUUGCACUAACGUCAUCAAGUGCAUGUUGUGUGGCGGCGCCCACCGUAUUGGUGCCGCAGCCUGUGGUGGACAACCCUCGGAUUAA